GAAAAAGAAACUUCUUAAUUUUCUGUUUGGCUCCUGAGUCUUGCGAUUCAUUCUCUUCCCUUCCCCCUCUCUUCUUCUCCCCCUUUUUAUUUUUCUCUCACUUUCUCCUGAGUAACUCUCUCGCGCGGCUGCUCGCCAUUCCAAUCCCGUGAUCAAAUUCAAAGUUUUGAUCCUUUAAUUGCUUCGGUUCACAUUUCUGGGUUCGGCUCCCAGCAACGGAGGAGCUGAAAAAAUGGAAUCUCUGUGGUUUGGUGGGGCAAUUUGGGCAAUGCCAUUGCUUUGUUAGGGAUUUCGCUCUCGAGAGAAUUGAACUGGUUCGAAUCGAGAGCCCCUUUUUUAAUUCCCAAAAGAAAGAAAAAAACUCAAUUUUUUCUUCGAUGAAGCGGCGAUGAGGAGAAGAAGAGAGGAAUGGAGAUUAGAUCUGAGAGCGUCGGGUUGAGGUCGGAGAAGCUUGGUGGGUCCAGUCCAGUGAUCCCUAGGAAAAGGUUGCAGGUGUGGUUCAUAAGGGUUUGCUCCAGUAUUCUCGUAUGGACUUGCUUGGUUCAGUUGGUGGCAGUUGGGGAGCUCUGGCACCCUCGUUUCAUCACUAAUUUAACUACUAGAUUCUCUCAGAUCGCCGGGCCUCUUCACGUUCAAGUCGCCGUUCAGCCACCGCCGCCUCUUCCUCCACCCAGAAAUUAUACCAGUAAUGGUUUCCUUAAGGUGUCCUGCAAUGGGGGUUUGAAUCAAAUGCGCUCAGCGAUUUGUGACAUGGUGGCUGUUGCUCGCCUAUUGAACCUUACUUUGGUUGUUCCAGAGCUUGAUAAAACGUCUUUUUGGGCUGACCCCAGUGAUUUUGAAGACAUCUUUGAUGUGAGACAUUUCAUUGACUCGCUGAGAGACGAAGUUCGAAUUGUUAGAAGACUUCCAAAGAGGAUUAGUAAGAAGUAUCGACAUGGAGUAUUGGAGAUGCCACCUGUUAGCUGGUCAAAUGAAAAUUACUACUUACAGCAGGUAAUUUUCCCGAGUUUCCAUUUUCCCUUACCGUUGCACUUUCCUUGGAUUCUUGCACCACAGAUUUUGCCACUUUUCAACAAGUCAAAGGUGUUGCACUUUAAUCGUACAGAUGCACGCUUGGCUAAUAACAUGAUUCCACUUGAACUUCAGAAGCUCCGGUGCCGUGUUAAUUUUCAGGCACUAAAAUUCACUCCUCAAAUUGAGAGUUUGGGGCACAAAUUGGUACACAUUCUUCAUCAAAGGGGACCUUUUAUGGCUUUGCAUCUAAGAUAUGAGAUGGACAUGUUGGCCUUCUCUGGUUGUACCCAUGGUUGUAAACAGGAAGAAGCCGAAGAGCUCAAACGGUUAAGGUAUGCAUAUCCUUGGUGGAGAGAAAAGGAGAUAAACUCUGUGGAGAGAAGAUCCCAAGGUUUAUGCCCUCUAACGCCAGAAGAAGCAGCAUUAGUUUUACAAGCAUUAGGGAUUGACAAGGAAACUCAGAUAUAUGUAGCAGCGGGUGAAAUAUAUGGCAGUGAGCGAAGGCUUGCAGCAUUAAGAGCUGCUUUCCCUCGUAUUGUGAGGAAGGAAACACUAUUAGAUCCAUUGGAGCUGCAGCAGUUCCAGAACCAUUCAUCUCAAAUGGCUGCCCUGGAUUUUAUGGUCUCAGUAGCUAGCAAUACUUUUGUUCCUACAUACGAUGGAAACAUGGCUAAAGUGGUUGAAGGUCAUCGCAGGUAUCUUGGAUUCAAAAAGACUAUCCUGCUUGAUCGAAGAAAACUCGUAGAGCUGCUGAAUUUGCAUCAGAAUGGUACACUCCCAUGGAAUGAAUUCACAGUCGCUGUAAGGGAGGCACAUGAGAAAAGGAUGGGGCAGCCAAUUCGCCGCAGGGUUAUCCCAGACAAGCCAAAGGAGGAGGAUUACUUCUACUCAAACCCUCAAGAGUGUCUUUGUGAGGCAAACAAUUGCGAUGACUUACUUGGCAGGGGUAACUCCAACUCCAGUUCUGUCCCCUGAUGAUGAUGGCAUGGCAUAAGUGUUGUAGCUCAUGACACAUCCAGGAGGGAAGCUCGCAAAGGAGGCGAGGUGUCCCCCUCUCAAUGUUAUGCACAGGCAUUUGGUGGCUUUAAUGGCUGCAAUGAGACUCAGAAGUUUAUACACACAAGUUCAGGCUCUUUGUAAGAAACAGCAAGGAAAAGGUGAUGCCCCAUUUAGUUCCUUUUUUGUUUGUUUUACCUUUGUCGAUAGUUUUUUAUUCUUUUUGUUUUUCCCCACAUUUCCCUAUGGCGAAGAUCACUGAGUGUCUUACCAAAAAAAAAGAUCACUGAGUGUUAGAUAAUAUCACGGUUCCAUAGUUGCAAGUGUAGCAUUCUCAUUUUCCUGCUCAAGAACAUUUGGUUGUAAGCCUCUGGUAGUCACACUGCCCACAUCAAAGAAAAAAGAAUUUCCUUUAGCAUUACAUACAUCGACUUUCGCUCCCACGUUAAAGGUUCUCUCCUCUCUGAUUAAUCAGAAGUUCUGCUGACAAGUAGUGCCCUGAAGAUGAUACCACCUUGGUUUCCGACCAGGCUAGGAUCCUUGAGCCUUAUUUCUUGGUAGUAUUUGAUCUUGCCCAGCUCUUUCUCACGUUGCUUGAAAAAAUCAUCAGUGUGCUGCAAAACCUUCUUCUCUCCGGCUCUUACUCCCACUGCAAUACCUAGUCUUGCACGCAAACCUCCCAUUUCCAUCAGCUUCUCAUCCUGUACUAUGGCGGUGUGAUUCCCAGAAAGAGCAGUUCCGUAGCUAUUUCGAGUCACCCGGCAUAUGAGCUCCAAGCGCAAUGAGGCGCAAGUAUGGAAGCAGUU
Messenger RNA from Linum tenue, 2816 nucleotides. The record is from the annotation of a GenBank genome assembly. NCBI's taxonomy places the organism in Eukaryota, Viridiplantae, Streptophyta, Magnoliopsida, Malpighiales, Linaceae.